ACAACAGCUGCUCCAACAACGACAACAGCUGCUCCAACAACAACAACAGCUGCUCCAACAACGACAGCAGCUGCAGCAACCACAACAACAAGUGCUCCAACCACAACAACGGUGGCACCAACAACGACCACAGCUGCUCCAACCACAAUAACAUCUGCUCCAACCACAACCACUGUGGCACCAACCACGAACACAGUUGCUCCACCCACAACAACUGCUGCUCCAACAGAGACAACAACUGCACCAACCACAACAACAACUGCUACAACCACAACCACUGCAGCACCAACCACAACAACAGCUGCUCCAACAACGACAGCAGCUGCACCAACCACAACAACAACUGCUCCAACCGCAACAACGGUGGCACCAACCACAACAACUGCUGCUCCAACAACGACAACAGCUGCACCAACCACAACAACAUCUGCUCCAACCACAUCCACAACUGCUCCAACCACAACCACUGCUGCACCAACCACAACAACAGUAGCACCAACCACAACCACAGCUGCUCCAACAACGACAACAGCUGCACCAACCACAACGACAUCUGCACCAACCACAUCCACAACUGCUCCAACCACAACCACAGCUGCACCAACCACAACAACAGUAGCACCAACCACAACAACUGCUGCUCCAACAAUGACAACAACUGCUCCAACCACAACCACUGUGACACCAACAGCAACAACUGCUACUCCAACAACGACAACAGCUGCACCAACCACAACAACUGCUUCUCCAACAACGACAACAACUGCACCAACCACAACAACUGCAGGUCCAACCACAACCACAGCUGCACCAACCACAACCACAGCUUCUCAAACCACAACACCUGUUGCACCAACCACAACAACUGCUUCUCCAACAACGACAAAAACUUCACCAACCACAACAACAGCUGCUCCAACCACAAGCACAGCUGCCGCAACCACAACAACAGUAGCACUAACCACAACAACUGCUGCUCCAACCACAACAACAACUGCUCCAACCACAAUCGCUGUGAUUAUAACCACAACAACAUCUGCUCCAACCACAACCACUGUGGCACCAACAGCAACAACAGCUGCUCCAACAACGACAACAGCUGCACCAACCACAACAACAACUUCUCCAACCACAACAGCGGUGGCACCAACCACAACAAAAGUCGUAGCAACAGCAACAACUGCUGCUCCAACAACAACAACAGCUGCUCCAAACACAACAACAGCUGCUGCAACCACAAUCACUGCGGCACCAACCACAUCCACAGCUGCUCCAACCAAAACAACAGCUGCUCCAACUACAACCACAUCUGCACCAACCACAACAAAUGCUGCACCAACCACAACAACAACUGCUCCAAUCAUAACAACGGUGGCACCAACCACAACAACAGUAGCAGCAACAACAACAACUGCUGCUCCAACAACAACAACAGCUGCUCCAACCACAACAACAGCUGCUGCAACCACAAUCACUGCUGCUCCAACCACAUCCACAGCUGCUCCAACCACGACAACUGCUGCUACAACUACAACCACUGUGGCACCAACCACGACAAAUGCUGCUCCAACAACGACAGCAGCUGCACCAACCAAAACAACAGCUGCUCCAACUACAACCACAACUGCACCAACCACACCAACAAUAACACCAACCACAACAACUGCUGCUCCAACCACAACAACAGCUGCUGCAACCACAACCACAGCUGCUCCAACCAUAAGAACAGCUGCUGCAACCACAACCACUGUGUCACCAACCACAACAACAGCUGCUCCAACCACAACCACAGCUGCCCCAACGACAACCACAUCUGCUCCAAACACAACCGCUGUGACAACAACCACAACAACAUCUGCUCCAACCACAACCACUGUGGCACCAACCACAUCAACAGUAGCAUCAACAACAACAACAUCUGCUCCAACAACAACAACAGCUGCUCCAACCACAACCACAGCUGCACCAACCACAACAACAGUAGCAGCAACAACCACAACAACUGCUCCAACGACAAUUGCUGUGAUAACAACCACAACGACAUCUGCUCCAAUCACAACCACUGUGGCACCAACAGCAACAACAGCUGCUCCAACUACCACAACAGCUGCACCAACCACAACAACAACUGCUCCAACCACAACAACAGCUGCUCCAACCACAACAACAGUUGCUCCAACAACGACAACAGCUGCUGCAACCACAACCACCUCGGCACCAACCACAACAACAGCUGCUUCAACCACAACCACAGCUGCCCCAACAAUAAGUCCAGAUGCUCCAACAACAUCAACAGCCUCACCAACCAUAACCAUCAUCAACAACAACAACAGCUACUCCAAAUCCAAGCACUGCGUCACCAACCACAACAACAGCUGCGACAACAACCACUUCCGCAACAACCACUACAAUGUCUUCAACGACAAAAUCAUCCACGACGACAACAGCUGUGACAAAGACCACUUCUGCAACAACCACUACAAUUUCUUCAACAACUAA
Messenger RNA from Pelmatolapia mariae (spotted tilapia), 2499 nucleotides. Its product is annotated as mucin-5AC-like. The record is from RefSeq and is a predicted model, not a curated record. The annotation marks the transcript as partial. The transcript has 2 exons. NCBI's taxonomy places the organism in Eukaryota, Metazoa, Chordata, Actinopteri, Cichliformes, Cichlidae.